AGUUGCACUCAUCUGACUUUUGACUUCAAACGUUUAUAUCAUUCAUAAUGGAAUUUACCUUUUCUUUCAAACUUGAAUCAAAACGUGAAAGUUUGUCUGGACAUCGAGUAACAUAAGUUACCAAUUGAAACAGUUUUGAGCCAACUUAGGUCGAUUCAUCAUGUUUCAUGUUUUACGUUUCAUCUAUUGAACACUUAUGUAUAUAGAAUAUCACAGAGUUAUUAGAGCUAUCAAGCUCUGAGCGGUUCUCUAAAACGAACUAUUUCACCCAUCUCUAGUCUAGUUUGACCUUCGCGUAGCGCAACAGUCACAGCAGUAGUUGCAAAUCUGUGAUGAUAUGAGUAAUCAUCUGAAAGGCAAUCAUCAGCUGUGUAUUUUCUCAUCAGAACGGAAAGUUGCUGUCAGUCAGUAAAUUGAAAUUUCGUGUUAAGGUGAAAAUCCUACCGUUGCCAUAAAAUUUUAUCAUUAGUUUUACAAUGUUCUACUGUUCAAGACUGUUGAAAAGAAAAUUACUGCGGCUUAGCGAGUGUGGGUUGCGCUGUGAAUCGGUAAAUGCAUCUAAUCGUGUCAACAUCAAAGUCUGUCAGGGCACCGUUUCUGGUGUACGGAUAAAGCUACCCAACGGAAAUGAUUCGUUCGCCUUCCGAGGGAUUCCAUACGCAAAACCACCCGUCGGGGAUUUGCGAUACAAGGCACCUCAGCCGUUGGAUAAGUUUCCAACACCGUUAUUAGACUGCAGUGUUGAACGAAAUGUGUGCUUUAGUAAAAACAUUUUUACCCAAGAAGUCGAGGGUUCGGAAAAUUGCCUGUUUCUAAAUGUAUACACACCUGAGUUGGAAGGUGAUGGCAAAUUGCGUCCAGUAAUGGUAUUUAUUCAUGGUGGUGGUUUCAUGUAUGGCAGUGGAAAUAGCGACUGUUAUUCACCUGAAUAUCUGUUACAGGAGGGCGUCGUAACAGUAACACUCAACUAUCGUCUCGGACCGCUCGGGUUUCUGUAUCUUCCCAGCCAAGGUAUAGAAGGAAAUGCUGGCCUAAAGGACCAGUUGAUGGCUUUGAAAUGGGUGAACCAGAAUAUAGCUAAAUUUGGCGGAGAUCCUUCCAAUGUAACACUUUUUGGAGAGAGUGCUGGUGCGGCGUCGGUGCAUUUGCAUCUCCUGUCUCCUAAUUCAAGACAGUAUUUCCACAAAGCCAUCUGUCAGAGUGGAUGUAGCAUCAUGGAGUGGGUGAUGCAACUGGAUCCGGAAGAAAAGGCAAGAACGCUGGCCAAAUUGAUUGGAUGUCCUGGCAACAGUGAUGCCGACUUCUACGAGACCCUAAUGACGGCUUCCACUGCGGAUGUUAUUGGGCGAAUGAUGGGAGUGAUGACAGAAGAAGAAAAAAGUCGUGGAUUACCGAUGCCAUUCAAGCCGGUAGUAGAGAGCGCAACGGCAACUGAUGCCAUUGUGACCAGAUCUCCUAUCGAAACAAUGAAAACUCCUAACAGCCUAUCUGACAUUCCAUUAAUGAUAGGACUGAAUAAUCGAGAAGGCACGAUUAUGCUAUUGGAUGCAGUCAAAAAGAUGGAGGUUUAUGACAAAGACAUUGCACGACUUAUUCCUCAAACCGUAAACGCACACACGACAGCUAGACGAGAACUCGGUGUACAAAUAAAAAAGUUCUAUUUCGGAGAUAAGUCCGUUAGCAUGGAUACUCUUCCUCAACUGGCCGAUCUAAUGAGCGACUACUAUUUUGACAUCCUUACAAAUAUUUGUGUGGAAUUACAUGCAAAAUACCAACAACAAUCACCGUUAUAUUAUUACAAUUUUAGCUUCGAUGGCACCAUGAAUAUGUUCAAAAAGUUACUUCAACUCGAUGUUCCGGGAGCAUGUCAUGCCGACGAAUUAGCCUAUCUUUUCCUUUUCCGCAUGGCACCUGUUGAAGUGACUCCAGAUUCUGCUGAGGCCCGCGUUCGCUACUACAUGUGCCGCAUGUGGACCAACUUUGCCAAGUUUGGAAAUCCCACUCCGGUUAAUGAUUCAACGUUACCCUUCCGCUGGAAUCCUGUAGUAAACGUCGAUCCAAUCUCCAAGGAAGCGGUCGAGCUUGACUGUCUAGAUAUAUGUGCGAAUCCAAAGAUGAUUAGGAAUCCGGACAAGCAAAGAAUAGACUUCUGGAGAGGAGUUUAUAAGAGAUACAGCGUGGAUUUCUUGUAACUUUAAAAUUUAAAUAGCAAUUUGAUGUUCCGUAUUCCAAAUAAAUAAAAUGAUCGAUUUUCAAAAAAA
Malaya genurostris is the source of this 2261-nucleotide messenger RNA. RefSeq names its product acetylcholinesterase-like. The coding region runs from base 477 to 2192 and encodes 571 amino acids. Lineage: Eukaryota; Metazoa; Arthropoda; Insecta; Diptera; Culicidae. The record is from RefSeq and is a predicted model, not a curated record. The transcript has 4 exons.